UUUGUGAAAACGUUCACGAUCGAUCGAAAUGGCUUUCCAUACUCGCAGAGGACCUCGUUACCGGAGAUUUUGUUGAUCUCGUAUUACAAAAGAUGUCUUGGGUACUGCGUAGAUUACUGUCUAGACAACUAUGUCAAAGUUGCCUUCGUCAGACCAGGCACCCAGCCCGGCUUCAGUCGUCCCAGGCUUCUAGUAACCCACGGGUAUGCAUCAUAGGAAGUGGACCUGCAGGGUUCUAUACAGCACAGUCAUUAUUGAAGGGUGACAAGUCAUUACAUGUAGACAUCUAUGAUCGUCUUCCAGUUCCAUUUGGUCUUGUUAGGUAUGGUGUGGCCCCAGAUCAUCCAGAAGUUAAGAAUGUGAUAAACCAGUUCACAACCCUCGCGACAGCUGGCCGUUGUUCCUUCAUAGGCGGAGUGAGUAUAGGCAAAGACGUCCAGGUCAAGGAACUUUUAGAAGCAUACAGUGCUGUUGUGUUGAGUUAUGGUGCUGAAGGAGAUAAGAUGUUGAAUGUACCCGGUGAAGAUUUACCAGGGUUUUACUCUGCUAGAAAGUUUGUUGGAUGGUACAAUGGACUCCCAGAACAUUCACAUCUUGAUCCAAUGUUGGACACAGACACAGCUGUGGUGAUAGGUCAUGGGAAUGUUGCAUUAGAUGUAGCUAGAAUACUCCUCACUCCUAUAGAUAUACUAAAGAAAACCGACAUCACUGCCAGUGCCAUUGAAGCCUUGACAAAGAGUAGAGUGAAGAGAGUCCAUGUAGUAGGAAGGAGAGGUCCUCUAAACAUCUCAUUUACAAUCAAAGAAUUAAGAGAAAUGAUCAAACUACCUGACUGUAGGACUGUCAUUGAUCCAAGUCACUUUGAAGGAAUAGAGUCAACCAUUCCAGAAUUACCCAGACCAAAGAAACGCAUCACAGAACUCAUGCUAAAAACUUCCAAGAGCUCCCCCUCUAGUCAAGAAAAAGCAAGGCAGGAUGCAGCCUCAGGGGAAUGGCACCUGGAUUUCUUCCGCAGUCCCUCUGAAGUCCUGUCUUCAUCCCCCUCGGGAGAAAAUGGAAGAGUCGCUGGUGUUAAGUUUAACAUUUGCAAAUUUGAGAAUGUGAAUGGUGAGGAGAGAUUGGUCCAGACCGGAGAGACAGAAACCAUUCCUUGUGGGCUAGUACUCAGGAGUAUAGGAUACAAGAGUGUCCAGGUGGAUGACUUUAUUCCGUUUGAUCACCAGAAAGGGGUCAUCAAGAAUGAUCUUGGCAGGGUAGACGGAAUACAAGGUCUUUACUGCAGCGGAUGGGUGAAGCGAGGCCCUAAAGGUGUGAUACUAUCAUCAUUGAAUGAUAGUAUUGAGACAGCUAAGUGCAUGCUGGAUGAUAUCAACUCAGGGAUUAUAGACACUACUAAACCUGAUGGACAGGAUAGGAUACUAGCAUUACUUGCAGAGAGAGGAGUAACGCCCAUCACUUUCUCUGAUUGGGCUAAGAUCGAUGCGGAGGAGAAGGCGAGGGGUGAGCUGGUCGGGAAACCUCGUGAGAAGAUGACCAAGAUAGAAGAAAUGAUGGAUCACGCGCUCGCCGAGAAGGAGGAUGGACGCGAGGACCGAUAACGGUCCGCUACAAGAUACCAUCUUCAGCGGGGGAUAAAAGUGGUUAUCCAUCUUCUGAAAGAAGGACAUUUAGAAUGAAUGGGAAGGUCAUGAAGAAGGAGCAUCAGCUCUAACAUUGACCCCCAAUGAUUGUAUCAUCAAAGGUGCAUGUUCUACAGGUAUUAUAGAUGUCAUAACACUGGACACAUAGGAAACUGGGUGGAUGGCUUUCUACCUAAGGAUGUACUCUGUCUGCUAGAGUAGAAGCUCUACAGAAAGAUAGAAGAAAAUGAUUUUCAGUGUGUGUCAUAGUAACAUCACAAGCAAGAUUUGCUAAUCUAAUAUCACACUCAUAGUGCCCCCUCCCUUUAGAAUUUUGGAAGUAGCUUAUUGUAUUGGGCUGUGUUCAAUUAAUCCAUGUGAUAUUGAACUAUUUACUUAAUCCAUUGAGAUGAGUUCCAUGUGAUCAUCAAUGAUAUUCAAUGAAAUCUUAAAGCUCAGGGGAUGUCACACCUUGGUGAUUAAGCCAGUGUAGGUUGAUAUACACAUGCCAAGCCAUUUUUCUUAUAAUCCUAUUUCUUGAUAUCGAGAAUUAUAUCCUUGAUAUCAGCAGGUGCCAUUUCUUAACCAAGCACAAAAUGAUUUUGUUACAUCAAGAAAUGGUUUCUUGAUUUCUUCAUGUGAAGAAGUGAUUGCUUGAUAUCAAAGAAAGAAAUGAAUUCUAGAUAUCCAAAAAUCAGAUUUAAUGAUAGAAUGGCUUGCUAUAGGCAUAUUGGCUAGAUCGAGUACCUGCCUCACAAGAAUGUUGUUAACGCUAACAAUUCGCCAGCAGAGACCCUGUUACAACCGAUAAUGUUGCAGUGAUGCCUUAUGUUACAACAGUACAUUAUUUACUUCUUGGAUCAAUGCUUGACAUUAUGAUUUUAACAAGGUGACUGAGCCUACUAUUAGUGCUCUUUUAGCGCUGACAAAUUUCUGUGUGUCUGGUACAGUGUGGCAGCCCCUUUAGAUAGACCUAGUUUGUUUUCUGUAAUCUAUAAUACAUGAUCCUAGAUCACAAUCAAUCGUACAGGUGAACCAUUAUAUGAAAAUGCCAACAUGACAUUCAUUUGGAGAACUGAUAAUUUUUUUUAGUUAAUUAAUGUUUUCCAAUCCGUCCAUCGUGUAGCAAUUCAAUGUGACUUAUUGCAAAUUGUUUUACUCUAGGUAGUAUUGUAUUUACUCUGUAGAAAAUGUAGCUAUUGCUAGAUCAGGGCCAUAUCUUUAAUAGAAAGAGUUAAAAUAGAUUCAAAUCUAUUAACUCAAAUUGAGAUUGAUCUCAAUUCCUAUUGCAAUUUGAAAUUAAUCUUAAUUUUGAUUCAAAUCUGUUGCAACUCUUUGUUAGAACAAAGCAAACAACAAACUUUCUUCAGGCUGGUUGAAACUCAUGUUGUGUUUGAUUUUCAGAUUUGCAUUUGAUUUGAAAUCUUUGUGCAAUUAACAUCCUCUUAUAUGAGUUAUAAACCAGAUAUGACCCAAGUGAGUAGAGAUGGUCCACAAAUAUGAAUACAAAUCCAUCAAAUGCAGAACUUGACAUUCCUAGGGAUAAGGUCAUUUUGAUUUGUGUUCUUAUUAUUCUAGCUGAUAAGAUGGUUAUCUAAUUAGAUUUAUAGAUUGGAAGGUCAGUUUCAAUAUGGGCUCUAAUCCCCUGUUUCCACAACAACUGGCAAACAGGUUAUCUAUAUUUCUCAAUCAGUAUCUACUUUGCCUCAUUUAACUGAUGUGUAAUUGGAUCAAGGAAUUGGUCAAUUGGAUUAGAACAAAUGAAAAAUAAUUCAAUUUUUGCAAGUAGGGAAGGGAAUUUGGAUCGCUGCCUUCCAGUUCUGGAAUCAGUACACUAGAUGAGGUUGUGACUGUAAAUCCCCCGAUGCAUUUGACAAUAUUUCUGAUGAAACACAUAUUGGAGGUUCAAUGAAAUUAUUAUUAGAUUUUGAUUAGGUCAAGACCUGGGUACCGUAACACAAAGGUUAGCGAUUGAUCGUACGCUUGAUUUUCAUGAUUGAUUGUAUAUUGUAGUCAAUGGAAUCAGUCAUAGAAAAAUGUUCUAUGAUCAUCGCUAAGCUUUGUGUUAUGGGCCCCAGGGUCCCAUAACACUAAGGUUAGUAAUUAAUCAUAUGCUUGAUUUUUACAAUUGAUUGCACAUUGUAGUCUCUGCAGUCAAUCAUAGAAAAUCGUUCUAUGAUCAUUGGUAAGCUUUGUGUUACGGGCCCCAGGUGUCUCUAAACUUGUUAUCAAUGGCAAAGCAUAUGCUACUGCUACAAGUCACUAAAAUCUAGCUGUCUGAUAUGCCGAGAGCUAAAUUAAUAUACAGUGCAUCCCAGAAAAAAAGGAAACUGGGAUUCCCACAUCUUUUUUCUUCAAAGGCAAAUUAAUUAUGAUAUUUUAUUUACAUCAUCAUAAAAUUAUAUUAUUCCUCUACAUUUUGAUACCUAAUAUGUGACGAACACUUCUCGCAUUAAUGAGCAAGACGAGUUUGAGAUUUUAAUGUCAAAAUCAGAUUGCGCA
This is a messenger RNA of Lytechinus variegatus (green sea urchin), 4121 nucleotides long. Its product is annotated as NADPH:adrenodoxin oxidoreductase, mitochondrial-like. Bases 93 to 1598 code for a protein of 501 amino acids. Lineage: Eukaryota; Metazoa; Echinodermata; Echinoidea; Temnopleuroida; Toxopneustidae. The record is from RefSeq and is a predicted model, not a curated record. The transcript is spliced from 11 exons. Gene Ontology annotation, biological process: ubiquinone biosynthetic process. Gene Ontology annotation, cellular component: mitochondrion.